AUGCAUUUGAAUCCAUUUGAACAAGAUAAUGUAUUUUUCAUUAUCUUCACCACAAAUCAUUCUUCAAUUAGUUAUAUUUUAAAUAAUCUUGAUGGUUAUACUAAUUAUUCAUGUUCCAUAAGUGCAUCCAGCGGUUGUAGUAAUUAUUGUCAAUCGUCGAUCUUUAUGACUGAAGAAAGUGAUUUAGACACAACAACUCCAUAUGCAUUUAUUCUCUGUGCAACAGCUCGAAUGGGUUGUGGUGAAGCAAGUAUUAAUCGUUUAUUAACCACGGAAAAUCGAAAUCGGCCGGUUGCACAAUAUCCACCUACUAUCAGUGAAUCUUCAAUCACUUCGACAAGUUUAAUAUUAACAUGGCGUAAAGAUUAUGAUUUUAAUUAUGCACCUAUUCGAUAUGAUUUUGCUUCAAUUGGUACGAAUAAUCGCUUAAAAGUUUUAAUAAAAUCAUUGUCAAACGAACACGUAGUUGAAAAAAUUUACUAUUUAAUUAAUGAAAAUUAUUCGAUACGUUUAAACAAUAUUUGUAAAAAUUCCUAUAAUAUGAAUGAAACUGAUGCGUUAAAUGUUUGUUUGAGUAAUACAAGUGGUGAUGGUCCACUAUUAUAUGCAUAUUAUUUUCAUAUGCAAUCAUCUGCACCAAGUCAUGCAUUCAUUAAUUCAUUGAAUGCUAGUGUUUUAAGUUCAACUGAAAUCUUAGUUCAAUGGAAUGUCUUCGUUCGUAUGAUUUAA
Messenger RNA from Rotaria socialis, 729 nucleotides. The record is from the annotation of a GenBank genome assembly. NCBI's taxonomy places the organism in Eukaryota, Metazoa, Rotifera, Eurotatoria, Philodinida, Philodinidae.